AGUAGAGUAAUCUACCUGGCAGUAUACUAGCUGACACGCAGACUACUAUCAAGCGCUUGAGACCGGAGAACACGUUCGCGCAACAUCACCAACAUUUUACGGACCCAAGUUGGUUAAAAUAAUAUGAAUCUGAACUAUACGUCUCCGGUGCCUCAGGUGCCCGUCCAGAGGUCAACGUCGUUUUUCAUCGAAGAUAUCUUAUUACACAAACCGAAACCCCUAAGAGAUGUAUUUCACUCGCCGUUUUCCACCUCCCUUGCGUCCCGGAUGCCUCUCCUAGAAUAUGGAUACCCACUGAUGCCCACACCGAUACUGGCGCCUCACCCGCACCAUCCUCUCCACAAGCCAGAGCAUCACCAAUACUUCUUUACAUCUGGAAUGCAAAUGCCGGCGUUAUUUCAGCACCAUCCGGAUUUACCGGGAAAGCAUUGCAGACGCAGAAAGGCAAGAACUGUCUUUUCUGAUUCCCAAUUAUCUGGCCUGGAGAAGAGAUUUGAAAUUCAACGGUAUCUUUCUACACCCGAGCGAGUGGAGUUGGCAACAGCGCUAAGCCUGUCAGAAACUCAGGUGAAAACAUGGUUUCAAAACAGACGGAUGAAGCAUAAGAAACAGCUAAGGAAAACGCAGGAUGACCAGAAAAAUUCAAAUGACUUAGAUAGAUCGGUGGAAAACUCAAGCGAGAGUGAGAUCAACGAAAAAAGCACUGAGGACAUUAGCAAAACGGGGAUCGACGCGGACUCAUACAUGAUCGAAGAAAACGAGGACGAUGUUGAUAUCGAAGACGACAUCUGUUCACCAGAACAUUUACUAUAGGCCUAAUGCAAAAAAGCAAUUGUUUGAAAUGUAAAUAUUUUGUCUUUACAAUAUGAUAUGUAAUUAUAUAAAUAUAUCCUACACAUUGCCUUUUUAACAGAACAAUUACAAUAUUGCAAAUAUUUAU
Molecule: messenger RNA, 940 nt
Organism: Hypomesus transpacificus
Lineage: Eukaryota; Metazoa; Chordata; Actinopteri; Osmeriformes; Osmeridae
Gene: bsx
Product: brain-specific homeobox
Exons: 3
Coding region: 124-813 (229 amino acids)
Biological process (GO): regulation of DNA-templated transcription
Molecular function (GO): DNA binding; DNA-binding transcription factor activity, RNA polymerase II-specific
Source: RefSeq, a predicted model, not a curated record